CUGGCUGCUGCUGCCACCCUUGCCUCCCGGGCUGCCCGCUGCUGUGGGGACACCAUGCCCCUUCCCAGGCCCGGAGACUAACCCCAAACCUGCACCAUCUCCGGCGAACCCCAGGGUUCCGCCCCAGCCCAACAGGUCAACCUGGGAAUCAUUAACAAGAGUCCCUGACAUGGCGAAGGAGGAUGAGGAACCUGGGGCUCACAGAGGAGGUUCCACUUGUCCAAGACCCCAGCCUGGAAAGGGUGGCCGGACUGCACCAUGCUGUUCCAGACCCAAGGUGGCAGCUCUCACUGUGGGGACCCUGCUGUUCCUGACAGGCAUUGGGGCUGCAUCCUGGGCCAUUGUGACCAUCCUACUACGGAGUGACCAGGAGCCACUGUACCAAGUGCAGCUCAGUCCCGGGGACUCGCGACUUUUGGUGUUGGACAAGACAGAGGGAACGUGGAGGCUGCUGUGCUCCUCACGCUCCAACGCCAGGGUAGCAGGGCUCGGCUGUGAGGAGAUGGGCUUUCUCAGGGCUCUGGCGCACUCAGAGCUGGAUGUGCGAACCGCGGGCGCCAACGGCACAUCGGGCUUCUUCUGCGUGGACGAGGGCGGUCUGCCUCUGGCUCAGCGGUUGCUGGAUGUCAUCUCUGUAUGCGACUGUCCUAGAGGCCGAUUCCUGACUGCCACCUGCCAAGACUGUGGCCGCAGGAAGCUGCCGGUGGAUCGCAUUGUGGGGGGCCAGGACAGCAGUCUGGGAAGAUGGCCAUGGCAGGUCAGCCUGCGUUAUGAUGGGACCCACCUCUGUGGGGGGUCCCUGCUGUCCGGGGACUGGGUACUGACCGCUGCACACUGCUUUCCAGAGAGGAACCGGGUCUUGUCUCGGUGGCGAGUAUUUGCUGGUGCUGUAGCCCGGACCUCACCUCAUGCCGUGCAGCUCGGGGUUCAGGCUGUGAUCUAUCAUGGGGGCUACCUUCCCUUUCGAGACCCAACUAUCGACGAAAACAGCAAUGACAUUGCCCUGGUCCACCUCUCUAGCUCCCUGCCUCUCACAGAAUACAUCCAGCCUGUGUGUCUCCCUGCUGCGGGGCAGGCCCUGGUGGACGGCAAGGUCUGUACAGUGACCGGCUGGGGUAACACACAGUUCUAUGGCCAGCAAGCUGUGGUGCUCCAAGAGGCCCGGGUCCCCAUCAUAAGCAACGAAGUUUGCAACAGCCCCGACUUCUACGGGAAUCAGAUCAAACCCAAGAUGUUCUGUGCUGGCUAUCCUGAGGGUGGUAUUGAUGCAUGCCAGGGUGACAGCGGAGGCCCCUUUGUAUGUGAGGACAGAAUCUCUGGAACAUCAAGAUGGCGGCUCUGCGGCAUUGUAAGCUGGGGUACGGGCUGUGCUUUGGCCCGGAAGCCAGGAGUGUACACCAAAGUCAUUGACUUCCGGGAGUGGAUCUUCCAGGCCAUAAAGACUCACUCCGAAGCUACCGGCAUGGUAACUCAGCCCUGACCCCGCCUCAUCGCCUGCUCCGCGCUGCACCAGCAUCCAGAGUCAGAGUUGGUCUGGUGGCUCCAGCCGCACGUGGCAGGCUCCACACUGGGCCUCACAUGGAACGGUUUUCUGCUCGGAUCCAGUCCAUAGAUCCAAGGAUGCUGGGUCCAAGGACUUCUCUUCCACAGUGGCCGGCCCACUCAAUCCCAGGGCCGUUGGCCUCACCCUCCCACCCCAUGUAAAUAUUACUCUGUCCUCUGGGGGCUGCUUUCGAGGCGCCCCUUGUGCGGAUGCUCUUUAAAUAAUAAAGGUGGUUUUGAUUAA
Messenger RNA from Rattus rattus (black rat), 1786 nucleotides. It is a transcript of the gene Hpn, whose product is annotated as hepsin. Gene Ontology annotation, cellular component: membrane. The record is from RefSeq and is a predicted model, not a curated record. The coding region runs from base 170 to 1480 and encodes 436 amino acids. Lineage: Eukaryota; Metazoa; Chordata; Mammalia; Rodentia; Muridae. Gene Ontology annotation, biological process: negative regulation of epithelial to mesenchymal transition; proteolysis; regulation of cell shape. Gene Ontology annotation, molecular function: serine-type endopeptidase activity; serine-type exopeptidase activity. The transcript is spliced from 14 exons.